Molecule: messenger RNA, 6458 nt
Organism: Chrysochloris asiatica (Cape golden mole)
Lineage: Eukaryota; Metazoa; Chordata; Mammalia; Afrosoricida; Chrysochloridae
Gene: CAMSAP2
Product: calmodulin regulated spectrin-associated protein family, member 2
Exons: 17
Coding region: 274-4710 (1478 amino acids)
Biological process (GO): negative regulation of microtubule depolymerization; neuron projection development; cytoplasmic microtubule organization
Cellular component (GO): microtubule minus-end
Molecular function (GO): calmodulin binding; microtubule minus-end binding; spectrin binding
Source: RefSeq, a predicted model, not a curated record
CGGGGCGGACGCUCACACCGACCGACCGACGGACGGAGGGACGGACGCGGCGUCGCCAAAUUCCUAUGUCCAGGAGGAGCGGCGGCGGCUCCCGCGGGAGGCGGCCGGAGAACCGUGCGGACAGCUGAGCUUGUCGGCCGUCGCCGCCCGGGCGGGCCUCGCCCCGGCCCCAAUGGUUUGAUCCCGCCUCUCCUCCCCUCCCGACCCCCGCGGCGGCGAGGCCUCACCAUGUGAAGGUUAGAAGCCGGACACCCCGAAGAGCUGCCGAGAAAGAUGGGGGAUGCUGCAGACCCCAGGGAGGUGCGAAAGACCUUCAUUGUUCCUGCCAUCAAACCCUUUGACCACUAUGAUUUCGCCAGGGCCAAAAUCGCCUGCAAUCUGGCCUGGUUGGUGGCCAAAGCCUUUGGGACAGAAAAUGUGCCAGAGGAACUCCGUGAACCGUUUUACACAGAUCAGUAUGACCAGGAACACAUCAAACCACCUGUUGUUAAUUUGCUUCUGUCGGCUGAACUGUACUGUCGAGCUGGGAGUCUUAUUCUCAAGAGUGAUGCUGCAAAACCCCUUUUGGGCCAUGACGCUGUAAUCCAGGCUUUAGCACAGAAAGGUCUUUAUGUCACUGACCAAGAAAAAUUGGUAACUGAACGAGAUCUCCACAAGAAACCCAUACAGAUGAGUGCACAUUUGGCCAUGAUAGACACCCUAAUGAUGGCUUACACUGUGGAAAUGGUCAGUAUAGAGAAAGUAAUUACGUGUGCUCAACAGUAUUCAGCUUGUUUUCAAGCCACGGAUCUGCCCUAUGACAUUGAGGAUGCUGUCAUGUUCUGGAUAAAUAAGGUAAAUGAACAUCUGAAAGACAUAAUGGAACAGGAGCAGAAAUUGAAAGAGCAUCACACUGUUGAAGCUCCAGGAGGUCAAAAGGCUCGUUAUAGGAAAGAGCAAACAUUGCUUAAGCAACUACCUUGCAUCCCAUUGAUAGAAAAUCUGUUGAAGGAUGGUACCGAUGGCUGUGCCCUAGCCGCUCUUGUUCAUUUUUACUGUCCUGGCGUUGUCAGACUUGAGGAUAUUUGUUUGAAGGAAACUAUGUCUUUGGCUGAUAGCCUGUACAAUCUGCAGCUGAUUCAAGAAUUUUGCCAAGAAUACCUGAACCAGUGUUGUCAUUUUGCUCUUGAAGAUAUGCUCUAUGCGUCUUCAUCCAUAAAGAGUAAUUAUUUGGUGUUCAUGGCAGAACUCUUCUGGUGGUUUGAAGUUGUGAAGCCAUCAUUUGUACAGCCUCGUGUUGUUUGUCCUCAAGGAGCUGAACCUGUGAAAGAUUCAGUUCCUGUCUUGAAUGCUGCCAAAAGAAAUGUCUUGGAUAGUUCCUAUAGUUCUGACUUCUGUUCAAGUGAGGAGGGAGCUACAUUUACACAGUCUCGGCAUCAUUUGCUGUCUAGACAUUCACGUCCCCAAGCUCAUUCUUCAGCCUCAGGAGGAAUUAGGAGGUCUUCAUCUAUGUCUUAUGUUGAUGGCUUCAUAGGCACAUGGCCCAAAGAGAAAAGAUCAUCAGUGCAUGGAGUUUCAUUUGAUAUUUCUUUUGAUAAAGAAAAUAGUGUGCCGAAAUCUACUCCAAACAGAGGAAUUAUUCGUUCUAUUAGUAAUGAAGGACUUACUCUGAACAAUAAUCGUGUGGCUAAACACAUUCGGAAAAAUUUGUCCUUCAAGCCAAUAAAUGGAGAAGAGGAAACAGAAAGCAUUGAAGAAGAACUUAACAUAGACCCUCACAGUGACCUCAAAUCUUAUGUGCCCCUUAAUACAAAUGAACUAAAUUCUAAUGAGAAUGUUCAUUAUCAGCUUCCAAAUGGAGCUUUGCAAAAUAGAGUACUUCUAGAUGAGUUUGGCAAUCAGAUCUUAACACCAAGUAUUGAAGAAGCAUUACAAAUCAUUCAUGAUACUGAAAAAUCUCCCCACACACCUCAGCCUGACCAAAUAGCUAAUGGCUUCUUUCUUCACAGCCAGGAAAUGAGUAUCCUGAAUUCAAAUAUCAAGCUAACUCAGUCUAGCCAUGAUAACAUAUCUGAUACAAAAGGUGCCUUGAGUCCCAUAACUGACAAUACUGAAGUAGACACUGGAAUUCAUGUUCCUUCAGAAGAUAUUCCUGAAACUAUGGAUGAAGAUUCUUCUUUGAGAGAUUAUACUGUAAGCUUGGACUCUGACAUGGACGAUGCAUCUAAAUUUCUACAGGAUUAUGAUCUGAGAACCAGCAACGCCAGAGAAUCUGUGAGUCCUUGUCCAAGUACAAUAAGCACCAAGUCACGACCCGGCAGCAGUGCUUCUUCAAGUUCGGGAGUUAAAAUGACUAGCUUUGCUGAACAGAAAUUCAGGAAACUGAAUCACACUGAUGGAAAGAGUAGUGGAAGCAGUUCUCAGAAAACGACACCAGAGGGUUCUGAACUGAAUAUUCCACAUGUGGUUGCUUGGGCGCAAAUUCCAGAAGAAACGGGCCUUCCACAAGGACGGGACACUACCCAGUUGUUGGCUUCGGAAAUGGUGCAUCUUAGGAUGAAGCUAGAAGAAAAGAGGCGUGCUAUAGAAGCCCAGAAGAAGAAAAUGGAAGCUGCUUUUACCAAACAGAGGCAGAAAAUGGGAAGGACUGCAUUCCUCACUGUAGUGAAAAAGAAAGGGGAUGGGAUCUCCCCCCUUCGAGAGGAAGCAGCUGGUGCAGAAGAUGAGAAAAUAUAUACUGAUCGAGCAAAAGAAAAGGAACCUCCAAAAGCUAAUGGACAGAGGAGCAAGUCUCUGGCAGAUAUCAAAGAGACCAUGGAUAAUCCUCAGGCCAAAUGGCUAAAAUCUCCAACCACGCCUGUCGAUCCUGAGAAGCAGUGGAACCUGGCAAGCCCCUCAGAAGAAACUUUAAAUGAAGGAGAGAUUUUAGAAUACACAAAGUCCAUUGAAAAGUUAAAUUCAUCUCUGCAUUUUCUACAACAAGAGAUGCAACGCUUGUCAGUUCAGCAGGAAAUGUUAAUGCAGAUGAGAGAGCAACAGUCUUGGGUGAUAUCACCUCCACAGCCCUCUCCACAGAAACAGAUUCGAGAUUUUAAACCUUCCAGGCAGGCAUGCCAGUCAGUUCCCAUUGCACCAUUCUCCUCAGACUCCCCUCGGCCUGCUCACCCAUCUCCACAAUCUUCUAACAGGAGGAGCACAUCUUUUUCUGUUAAAAAUUCAAGGACUCCUAGGCCAAAUGAAUUAAAAAUAACUCCUUUGAACCGAACCUUGACAGCUCCUCGUUCUGUUGAUAGUCUUCCUCGGUUAAGGAGGUUUUCACCAAGUCAGGUUCCUAUUCAGACUAGGUCAUUUGUAUGUUUUGGAGAUGAUGGGGAACCUCAGCUCAAGGAAUCCAAAACAAAAGAAGAAGUUAAAAAGGAAGAAUUGGAACCCAAGGAGACUUUGGAACAGCACGUACAUAAUCCAGAAGAAAAGGAGAUCAAACCUUUGGAGUCAACUGUGUCGGAAGUAUUAUCACAAACUAUCACAGAGACUGUCUGUCUAACACCAAAUGAGGACCAGCGGAACCAACCCACAGAACUGCCUCCGAAACUUGUUUUCCCACCCACAGUUCCUAAAAACGUUAAUCUAAUUGAAGUUUCCCUCUCAGACUUGAAACCCCCUGAAAAGGCAGAUGUAGCCGUUGAAAAAUAUGAUGGAGAAAGUGAUAAAGAACAAUGUGAUGAUGACCAGAAAGUAUGCUGUGGAUUCUUUUUUAAGGAUGAUCAAAAAGCAGAAAAUGAUAUGGCAAUGAAGCGGGCAGCUUUGUUGGAGAAACGAUUAAGAAGGGAGAAAGAAACUCAGCUUCGGAAACAACAGUUGGAAGCAGAAAUGGAACACAAGAAAGAAGAAACUAGGCGUAAAACUGAGGAAGAACGUCAGAAGAAAGAAGAUGAAAGAGCACGCAGAGAAUUUAUUAGGCAAGAGUACAUGAGGCGAAAGCAGCUGAAACUAAUGGAAGAUAUGGACAUAGUUAUUAAACCCCGUCCUCAAGUAGCAAAGCAAAAAAAACAGCGCCCCAAAUCUAUUCACAGAGACCAUAUCGAAUCCCCCAAAACACCAAUAAAAGGUCCUCCAGUCUCUAGCCUAUCUUUGGCAUCGCUGAAUACAGGUGACAACGAGAGUGUGCAUUCAGGCAAGAGGACACCAAGGUCAGAGUCUGUAGAAGGCUUCUUAUCUCCAAGUCGUUGUGGCAGUAGAAAUGGAGAAAAAGACUGGGAAAAUACAUCAACAACUUCUUCAGUGGCUUCUGGAACAGAAUACACAGGACCAAAGCUGUACAAAGAACCCAGUGCAAAAUCCAACAAACACAUAAUACAAAAUGCUUUAGCUCAUUGCUGUUUGGCUGGAAAAGUAAAUGAAGGUCAGAAGAAAAAAAUACUAGAGGAAAUGGAGAAGUCAGAUGCCAACAACUUCUUAAUCUUGUUCCGGGAUUCAGGCUGCCAGUUCAGGUCUUUGUAUACUUACUGCCCAGAAACUGAAGAAAUCAGUAAACUGACAGGGAUAGGCCCUAAAUCUAUCAGUAAAAAAAUGAUUGAGGGGCUUUAUAAAUACAACUCUGACCGGAAACAGUUCAGCCACAUUCCUGCUAAGACUUUAUCUGCCAGUGUUGAUGCGAUUACCAUUCACAGCCAUUUGUGGCAGAGCAAGAGACCAGUAACACCCAAAAAACUUUUACCCACUAAGGCAUAGGAGCUGGGAACUAUUUGCUUCUGAACAUUCAUGGUAAAUUUGCACUUCAUCUUUCCUGUCUAUAGAAAACCUUUCUAAUUGCCAACAAGACUUUUAUGAAUUAAAACUGGACACUAAGCUCUGUUGUCAGGAACAACUGGAAUGUAAACCACAGUAGUUUGGAGUACAGAAGCUUCUCACUUAGGUGAUAAGUCCAAGUGAUGAAGAAAAUGUUGUAAUUCACAAGUGUAGAUGUGUACAUGGUGUCAGGUUCAUCUGCUUGAUAUGCGAUAUGUUGAAGCACUGAAUUUUCAUCUAUCCUAGUUGGACUUAAUUGUUGAAAUAUGGCUAAGAUUUCAAAGUAUGUGUUUUAUUUGUUGUAUUUUCUUUUUAAAUCUUUUAACGUACAUGCUUGUCUUCAGAUGGUUUAUUUUGCUGUUUUUCUCUCCUGGGAUUUAUUCUAAGAUAUCUUUUUUUCUGUUUAAUGUGGAGGUCAUGAGAGUAGGAAAUCCAUCUUCAGAGCUAACUUGUACCUUUCUUUAUGAUGCUAAGAAAAACACUAGUGUUUAGAUUUUCAGUAACCCUCAUGUUUUCAUGGUGUAAAAGGAUUUACAAAUAUUACUCUUCUAAGUAUUUACAAUUCUGUAUUUAUUAUUCACUCAAGUAUUAACAUUUUUCUAUUACAUAAGAGGAGGAGAAUGGUGUCAAAGAGCUGCUAGUAGGUUCGCUUUAAACCAUGUGAGUUUUAACCAAGAGUCUGUUACAAGAAGUUACUGAUUAAAUCAGUGCCGUUUUUAUACCACUUCUGGCCAACUCAGAAUAAUUUAGAUUGUUCUUUUAACAAAAAAGGCUUUCUAUAUCUUUUAAUUUAAGUCACUUUAGAAGUUGGCAGAAGUGAAUGAAUGACACUUUGAAAUUCAUCUUUCAGACUGAAGAUGUAGGACUUCCUGCUACAAGUUCUCAAGGGGUCUUUAUGUUCUAUUUAUAACUGAUAUGGAAAUUAUAUUUAGAAUUUCUAAACAUGUACAAAGGGCUACAUUUUAAUUUUGAAAUAGCUUCACAGUAUUUUACUUACAUUGAGUUUUUCUUUUUUCUUUUUAAACCUUUUCAUGUGAACUAGCUUAGAAAUCUUAAAUUUUCCUUUCCACAUGUUUUGUUCCUUCAACAGUGUGUUCCAGAGAGGGUUAGAUGGGGGGGAAACUUCAUUCUCAGGAAAAGACUUGAAUGAUUAUGUGACCCUGUUAUGUUUCAGUGUUGUGACAACUGUGUAAACUUUGGGGGGAAAGACAGUAUUGUAUCAUAAGUGAGAUGCUUAGUUUGUUUUCGUUCAUGGGAAGUAGUAGAGACUAAAAUAUACACAUUUCUCCAAUUGAGUGGUUUAGGGAGAUAAUUAAUGUCUCAUAUGAUGUAUUUACUUAUUUAAAAAAAAAAAAAAAAAAGGAAUAGGAAUGAGAUGUCCCUGAACUGUACUUUUCUAUUAUUUUAAGGCCUUUAGGCAUCAGUGCAUCUGGGUUAUCAACACUUUCUCAAAUGCUGUCAAUAUUUUACUGUAAUUUAUGUUCUUAUAUUUAUGUAUAUUUGUUAAAACUGUAAAAAAAAUUGCACAGACUUUUUUCCAAUACCUGUGCAAGAUAUAUGUGUGUAGCUCAAAACUAUUUGUGACCUACUGUUUGCAUGUAAAAGACCAGGAUAUAUAACUCUUAUAUUUUAAGUGAAUACAUAUUGUGUAUAUAAUAUAUGACUAUUAAAAAUGGGAAUGGCACAUUUUA